AUGGAGGAGCGGGAGAGGGGGGCGAGGUCGGCUCGCGCCGGCAGCCCUGCGCGCCCGCCCAGCCCGAGGCUGGAUGUCAGCUCUGACAGCUUCGACCCACUGCUGGCCCUGUACGCGCCUCGCCUGCCUCCCAUCCCCUACCCCAACGCGCCCUGCUUCAACAACCUGGCCGAGUACGAGAGCUUCCUCAGGACCGGGUGCCGGGGCGGCGGGCGCGGACGGGCGCGGGGCGCGGCCGCGGGCUCUGGGGACCCCGCCACCGCCGCCGCCGGGCCCUUGGGCAGGACCCGCCGCCGCCUGGACGUCCCCGCCCCGGACCCCGAGCGCAUCCAGCGCCUCCGCCGCCUCAUGGUGGCCAAGGAGGAAGGGGACGGGGCCGCCGGGGCGCGGCGGCGGGGUCCGGGUCGGAGCAGGAAGGCGCCGCGCAACGUGCUCACGAGAAUGCCCUUGCACGAAGGCAGCCCUCUGGGUGAACUCCAUCGUUGUAUCCGGGAGGGGGUGAAGGUGAAUGUUCACAUCCGCACUUUCAAGGGACUUCGGGGCGUCUGUACGGGCUUCCUUGUUGCAUUUGACAAGUUCUGGAAUAUGGCACUUACUGAUGUGGAUGAGACCUACCGAAAACCUGUUCUAGGCAAAGCAUAUGAACGGGAUUCUUCAUUGACUCUCACUAGGCUCUUUGAUCGACUAAAACUGCAGGAUUCCUCCAAGAAGGAAACAGAUUCCAAGUCUGCAGUUGAAGACUCCACUCUGUCCAGAUACUCCCAGACAUCCACCUGGAAGGUGGCUUCAGUGUGGGGACGAGGAGACACUGACCGGGGUUCACGCAAGCGUUCCCGCUCCGUCCCUUCUUCCCUGCAGGCAUCGGCAAGGGAGGAGUCCAGGUCAGAGCUGUCAGGGAGGACUACACAGACAGAAGGGUCGAGUGCGGGAGGUACCUUUUCCAGGGCCACCACCCUUUCCAGGGGCCAGCCCCGUAAGAAAAAGCGAAAGCCCAAAGUGGAUUACCAGCAGGUAUUCACUCGACACAUAAAUCAGAUUUUCAUUCGAGGCGAGAAUGUCCUGCUGGUUCAUCUUGCACAGUGA
Lagenorhynchus albirostris (white-beaked dolphin) is the source of this 1083-nucleotide messenger RNA. RefSeq names its product LSM11, U7 small nuclear RNA associated (gene LSM11). Gene Ontology annotation, biological process: mRNA 3'-end processing by stem-loop binding and cleavage. Gene Ontology annotation, molecular function: U7 snRNA binding. Gene Ontology annotation, cellular component: U7 snRNP. The record is from RefSeq and is a predicted model, not a curated record. The coding region runs from base 1 to 1083 and encodes 360 amino acids. Lineage: Eukaryota; Metazoa; Chordata; Mammalia; Artiodactyla; Delphinidae. The transcript has 4 exons.